Chenopodium quinoa (quinoa) is the source of this 2254-nucleotide messenger RNA. RefSeq names its product monogalactosyldiacylglycerol synthase, chloroplastic-like. Gene Ontology annotation, molecular function: hexosyltransferase activity. Lineage: Eukaryota; Viridiplantae; Streptophyta; Magnoliopsida; Caryophyllales; Amaranthaceae. The transcript is spliced from 8 exons. Gene Ontology annotation, biological process: glycolipid biosynthetic process. The record is from RefSeq and is a predicted model, not a curated record. Bases 372 to 1940 code for a protein of 522 amino acids.
UAUUAAAUUAAUUGCUCCAAUGUUUAUUUUGAUGGGGCAAUCAACUUUAUAAAAUGCAAAAAUCCCAUAUGCAAAAAAAAAAAGUUUCACUUUUUUGAAAAACAAAAAUUGCAAUUAUAUUUUCCCAAAAAAAUAAAAUCCUGUCUCUGUGGUUACCAAUCCCUUCCAAGAUUCCCCUUCUCACUUAUCUCUCUCCCACCCUCUUCCAACCUUUCUACACUUGUUCUUCCUCCGUCCAAAAAACAAAAGUAAAAUCCCAAGUUGUUUCAAUUUGAUUGCUGUAUUUAAUCAGAACUCAAAUUUCAUAUCUUUUUCAAUGAUACCCACUUAGGAAUUGAAAAACCCAAUUUGAGUAAUUCCAUUUUUUGGCAAUGUCUCAUCCUUCAACAGUCACUUCAGAGCCCUCAAAUUUGCUAGAAUUUGUGCCUAAAUUGGGUCAUUUUGCUCUAAAUUCAAGUUUUUUGGGCAAUAAUUCAAAUGGGUGUUCUUCAUUUUCUCCUAAUCACUCGUAUUUUGGUGGAUUAGCCACUCAAAACAGUUUUAAAUUCGUUAAUUCAUUGAGUUUUAGUAAAGAGGGUUCUAAUUUGAAGAGGAUUUUGACUGAUUUUAAUGGGGCAAUUAGGCUUCAUUGUGAUAGAAUUCCACUUGGGUUUUCUUCAAUUGGUCUUAAUUCUGGGGAGAGUAAUGGAUUGAGUGAUAAUGGACAUGGAAUUUUGGAAGAUGUUAGAGUGCCUGUUAAUGGGGUUGAGCCUGAAUCCCCUAAAAGGGUUCUAAUCUUGAUGAGCGAUACCGGAGGCGGUCACCGGGCUUCUGCUGAAGCUAUCAAGGCUGCUUUCAAUGAAGAAUUUGGUGAUGAUUAUCAGGUAUUCGUUACGGAUUUAUGGUCUGAGCAUACUCCUUGGCCAUUUAAUCAAUUACCAAGGAGCUAUAAUUUCUUGGUGAAACAUGGCCCUUUGUGGAAAAUGAUGUAUUAUGGUACAUCUCCUCGAGUAAUCCAUCAAUCAAAUUUUGCUGCAACCUCUGUAUUCAUAGCAAGAGAGGUAGCUAAAGGAUUGAUGAAAUAUCGGCCAGAUAUAAUCAUUAGUGUGCAUCCGUUGAUGCAACAUGUUCCACUUCGUAUAUUGAGGGGCAGGGGCCUCCUUCAGAAAAUCGUCUUUACUACAGUAGUUACAGACUUGAGUACCUGUCAUCCUACCUGGUUUCAUAAGCUUGUAACAAGGUGCUACUGCCCUUCAAAUGAGGUGGCUAAAAGAGCAACAAAAGCUGGUCUUCAGCCUUCCCAAAUAAAAGUUUACGGACUUCCUGUGCGGCCAUCCUUUGUUCGGUCUGUUAGGCCAAAGCCUGAGUUACGCAAGGAACUUGGAAUGGAUGAGCAUCUUCCUGCUGUUUUGUUGAUGGGAGGAGGGGAAGGCAUGGGCCCCAUUGAGGCUACUGCACGAGCUCUUGGAAAUGCAUUAUAUGAUGCUAGCCUUGGUGAGCCAAUAGGUCAAGUUAUUGUGAUUUGUGGUCGCAACAAAAAGCUUGCUGCAAAAUUGAGUUCAAUUGAUUGGAAGAUCCCUGUGCAGGUGAAGGGCUUUGUUACUAAAAUUGAGGAGUGCAUGGGAGCUUGUGAUUGUAUAAUAACAAAGGCUGGCCCUGGAACUAUUGCAGAAGCAAUGAUUCGAGGACUACCCAUCAUAUUAAAUGAUUACAUCGCUGGGCAGGAAGCAGGAAAUGUCCCCUAUGUUUUAGAAAAUGGUAUUGGAAAAUACUUGAAGUCACCCAAGGAAAUAGCUUUUACCGUUGCUCAAUGGUUUGGUUCGAAAUCAAAUGAGCUGCAGAUCAUGUCACAGAAUGCAUUGAAGCAUGCGAGGCCAGAUGCCGUGUUCAAGAUUGUUCACGAUCUUCAUGAGCUUGUCAGACAACGAAGUUUUGUACGUCAGUAUUCUUGUGUUGCUUAACUUCAAUAAAUUGUAAGAAAAACCCAACACAAGUCGGGAAUUCAAGCAACGAGAAACUGAAUCUUCGAGAGGCAGGGGACGGGAAAAUCAUUGUUUAGGCGAAUGGUGAUUGUAGCGUAGAAUAAUUUGUAUUUACGUGGGCGAAAUCUAUUCAUUUGUAUUUGAACAAUUCAUAUUGAAGCCUACGCUAUCUAGUCAGUGAAGAUCCGAUGAUAGAGUGUCAAUAAUUACGUAGAAGGUCAUAGCAAUUGAAGAAUAAAAACCCUAUAAAAAUUAAUUGAUCUCAUCAUAUCUAAUGAAAAUUAAUUAAUUAU